AUGGGCUUCUGUAGUACAGUUGGGCGGGAAACGUCUGUACGCCUCAGAGGCUGUCCAGUUAUUGAAACUGGGGAAGAGGACGACACAGAAAGUAGAGCGUGCGUGCAGUCUCGCAGUGUAGAGAAUAAGCCAGAAGCAAAACUGGUGACUGGCGCUCUAUUUGUAGAGGGAGCAGAAAGGGAUGAAGCUGAUGUCGAGCAUCUAGUCUGUGUAAAGCAUGUACUGAACACAGAGAAGCAUCGACUUCAUGUCGUGCCAGAUGCUGUUAUGGAAACAACGGGAAAUGAGUGCAUUGCUGUCGUUCCACUCAGUUUCAUCGGAGGGAUAGCGUGGUGCAGAAUCGCAAACCUCAGCAAGAGGGGUUGCUGGCUGAGGCGGUCAGUGACUUUCGACAUUCCACCUGACUCUUUCAGGAGAGAUGUUGAUGCAGGUGGGCAUAAGAGAUGCUGA
This is a messenger RNA of Eimeria necatrix, 450 nucleotides long. RefSeq lists its product as hypothetical. The record is from RefSeq and is a predicted model, not a curated record. Lineage: Eukaryota; Apicomplexa; Conoidasida; Eucoccidiorida; Eimeriidae. Bases 1 to 450 code for a protein of 149 amino acids. The transcript has a single exon.